GCGCGAAGGUCUGUGUUAUGCGACGGACGAACGGACGGACGGAUCUUCUAAUCUAAGAGGUGCCGUGGCGUGGAGGCGAGGAGGGAGCGGUGGAAAGGGGAGAGAGGCGCGCGCUGGCGGCGGUGCAGUGUGUGUCGAAGUUUUACCUUGCUCCAGCCGCGCUCGGCGACAAUAAUAGACUUGGCUGGAACCUGCGAUUUUCUCUGCGCGCGCGCUGAUGCUACGCACACUGGCCACAGCCGAUUAAAUAAAUAGGAUCGAGUGUAUAGAGAAUAGACGGAUUGCUGCCUGCUGAGUGCUCUGCUGCUGACUAAUAUCUCUGCAGCGCGCACCUAACCUUUGAACGUUAUUCAAUGCGCGCAAUUCCAUUUCUUCGGCCGAGUUUUGUCCUGGCUCCUUUUUGAGCAACUGCCCUGCGUACUAUCUGUUGCGCGAGCUUGCGACCGAGACUGGACGAUAAUGGAGGGACAGCAGUUCUGUUUGCGUUGGCAUAACUUCCAAAACACAUUGCUAAGCUCCUUACCAAAGCUGCUUGACGGAGGUUACUUAACUGAUGUGACUUUAAGCGCCGGCGGAAGGCACAUUCAUGCCCAUCGAUUAAUCCUUUCCGCCUGUAGUUAUUAUUUCAAAGAAUUGUUCAAGGAUUUAAAUACUCUUCAACAUCCUGUGAUUAUUUUACCUGGAAUGGAGUAUGCCAAUUUGUGCGCUCUUGUAACGUUCAUGUACAAUGGAGAAGUCAAUAUUUAUCAAGAACAACUUCCUGCAUUACUUGCAAUGGCUGACACAUUGCAUGUUCGUGGAUUAGCGGAUAUUGCUGGGAAAGCAUCCAGGUAUGAAAAUAAUCAAACGAUCGACCCGCCGCCUCCACUUGAAGAGACAAAUUUCCACUUAGCCGAAAAAUUCGAAUCGCCAGCAAAAAACGAUCAGAAGGAACAUGAGGAGAUUUUAACACCAGAGCCUCACGAGGCAAUGGAACCAAUUGCUGCAGACUUUCCUUCAGAAAAUCUCGAACGAAAUCUCGAAACUGAAUCUGAAUCUAAUAAUGUUAGUGAAAUUAAUGAUCUCCCAUUUAGUGUAAAAACCAAACCUUAUUACUCUAUCAAUGCUAAGUUAAACCAACGAGAGAAGAAACCAAACUUCAAAAUUGAUAGUGGGCACUCAAGUAACGCUCUAAAAGAGGAGUGCCAAAGCCCCUUACUAGAAAAUGUAAAACCAUUAUUAACUGAUACAAACUUCAAAUCAUUUCUCAGUGGUUCAACAACUAGCAGAGCUUCUCAAAGCUGUAACAAGACAAGUGUCACUUGUCUAAUCUGCGGGAAACAGUUAAGCAAUCAAUACAAUUUACGAGUUCACAUGGAAACACACAGCAACAGCUCAUACAGCUGUGCAGCAUGCUCACAUGUGUCUCGAUCUAGAGAUGCAUUGAGGAAGCAUGUGUCCUAUAGGCAUCCUGUAAAUGCUGCACAAAAAAGAGCGAGAUAUAGUUCAACAAAACCUUAACAUAUGCUGAAGAGACUUUUAUUGCAGUGUAAAGUGUUUUCAUUAGAAAAAAAAUCCUUUCCACUGAAAUUGGAAACAUAACUUCAAAGUAGUUGAAAGUUCAACCCGAAUUUCACUACAACAGAGGUCGAUCAAAGGUCAUUUUUACUGGAAAUGACCAUGGUGAUAGCGAAUUGACUUUGCAUGUAAUGAAAGAAGAGCAAGGACAUUUAUUUAUUUCGUGGGUAAUAAAUGAUAACGUGAAGUACAUGUACACGUUUUAAUACGAUAUCAACGAGGAAGUUUGAGGUUAUGUUUAGAAGGAGAGGCAAACAAAAGUUCCUUGAAGACCCCUUAGUGUUCAUAUUGUUAUUGCUUGUUUGCUCAAUUGUUAUCGUUAAUUCGUUUUAAUUUAAGACGGAUCUCGUUUUAAGAUUGUUUUAGUCAUGGAUGGUUAAGAAUGAGUUCCAACAAAGUUGGAAUUUACAAUUUCUAUUUGUUAUAUAAAAAGUAAUGAUGAUACAAAAUUAAUAAUAACAUUCUUAUAUGAAAAUGAAGAUUUAAUAACAGAAGAGACCAAAACAAAAGAUUAAAAUUUUUCAAAAAAAUAAUAUUUAAAAUAAAAAUUCACACAGUUUACAAAUUUCAUUUGAAACUUUUCAAUGAAAAUCCUUAUAAGUUUGACUAAUUAAAUAUUUCAAUAAUUGUAUAUCAAGUAUUGUAUUAAAAAAUAAUAUACAAUGCAAUUGCGAGCUAGGAAUCAGUGAGAAAUAAAUAAAAUGCAUCCGUUGUUAAUAAAGCUGUUCCUUGUAAAACAGAUUAUUUUUCAGCUCAAUCAGAUUUUCUCCACACGCCAUAUUUUUGUGUUGCAAUCUUGCCCAACAGAAAUGACAGUUUCUUCAUCUAACCACACAAGUUGAGUGAUUUGACUCUGUGAAUGAGCAUCUAGAAACGAAUUUUGUCCUUAGCUAGAUCUAAUAAUUUAUAAGAAAGGAAUAAUUUCAAUGUUUUAUCUUACUCUUAAUGAUCGUGUGUUUUGCGGGAUUAGUAACGCUCCAAAUAAUAAUUGUUGUGUCAAGACUUCCACUUGCAACCAUUGAAGACUCUGGAUUCCAUGCUACAGUAUUUACUCUUGCAUUGUGGAAGCCCCAUUCCUUAUUGUGUGCCAACUAAACAUAGAAUAAAAUUUAUUUUUUAGUA
Molecule: messenger RNA, 2679 nt
Organism: Nasonia vitripennis (jewel wasp)
Lineage: Eukaryota; Metazoa; Arthropoda; Insecta; Hymenoptera; Pteromalidae
Product: protein abrupt
Exons: 4
Coding region: 460-1500 (346 amino acids)
Biological process (GO): regulation of transcription by RNA polymerase II
Cellular component (GO): nucleus
Molecular function (GO): protein binding
Source: RefSeq, a predicted model, not a curated record